AUGGCCGCCACUGUGACUCCAUCCGCCGCAGCGCCGCCGCCUCUCAACGUCCGCCGCGUACUGUCAACCAAUCUCAUAAUCAACAGACUUCAUAUGCUCCUCAACGGGAUCGCCAUAGUCGCCAUUUUCUCCUACAGAUUCACCACUCUUUCUGCCAUUCUUGAAACAGGGGACGCCCCUCUCCUACCUCAUCUCAUCGUCACUGUCUCCGAAGUCAUCCUCGCUUUUCUCUGGAUUCUGCACCAGGCUUCCCGGUGGCGGCCCGUCGAACACGUCGUGUUCCCGGAGCGGCUGCCGGGAGACGAGCACCUCCCCGCCGUAGAUGUAUUUGUCUGCACGGCUGAUCCUGGUAAAGAGCCCUCUCUGGGAGUCAUGAACACUGUUAUAUCGGCUAUGUCGCUAGACUACCCUCCUCAUAAGCUCGCCGUUUAUAUUUCCGACGACGGCGGUUCUUUGAUCACAUUGAAUGCCGUCCGUGAAGCGUGGAGAUUCUCCAGGUUUUGGGUUCCUUUCUGCCGGAAAUAUGGACUGAAUCUCAGGUGCCCUGAAACUUAUUUUGCUACUCAAGAGAAGUUCAUCGGCAGCGCUGAGUUUGAUGCUGAUAGAAAUAUCCUCCGGGAAAGGUACAGGGAAUUCCAGGAAGCUUUGGAAAAGAAUUCGGUGAAUGAGAGCUAAUCUGUUAGCAGAGACCAUCCGCCCACAAUCGAGGUGAUGACCGAUGAUCAAAAUAAGGAUUCCGGCCUAAGAGAGAUGCCUCUUCUUGUCUAUGUAGCUCGGGAAAAAAGAUCAUGUCAUCCACACCAUUUCAAAGGAGGAGCACUCAAUGUUCUAAUCAGAGUAUCUGCGGUGAUAAGCAAUGCUCCAUACUUUUUGGUCUUGGACUGUGAUAUGUACUGCCAUGAUCCUUCGUCUGCUCGUCAAGCUAUGUGCUAUUAUCUUGAUCCUAAACAUUCUCCGCAUAUAGCUUGGGUUCAAUUCCCUCAGAAAUUUCGUAAUAUGAGUGAACAUGAUAUCUACGGUGGCCGAUUAAACAACUUUUUGAGAGCAGCGUAUGGUGUUGAUGGUCUUAGAGGAACUAACCUAAUGGGGUGCAAUUUUUUCAUGAAAAGGGAAGCAAUCUAUGGAACUAAGAACAUUCAAAGGGGUAGGUUGGGUGAUUGUAUAUAUCCUCAUAAGCUUUUGUGGUUACAUAUGUUGAAUAAUAAAAUACUAUUCGACCUUGAGAAUACAACUUCAUAAUUUUCAAAGGCUAUUAUAAUGCACAAAUAGAGAAAUUAAGGACCCAAACUAUGUAGGAAUAGGAAACCUAAACAUUAAACUACUACAGAUUAUAUCGUACAUUUGGUAGGAUAUUUUGCAAUUCUUUUGAUAAUGCUCAUUUUGCACUCAUAGAAGGUUUGUUUCUUUUUGUUGAUGUUUUUGCCCCCCUCAUUUUUUGAUUCAAUACAAUCCUCAUUUGAAGAUAAAUAAAUCGCAUUUGGAUCUACAAAAAUGCCGAAUUUGCUCAUUUAGAAAUACCAUGCUUAUGCUGCAUCCAGUUGUAUGAUAUCAGUUAUAUAUAUAAAGCGAAGAGAACUAUAUAGGAACUCUAAUACUACCAAAACUAUGAAACUAUAUAUUAUUUCUUUACUUUAACAGCCUGUGUAUACUUAUGCAGUAUAACUGGUAAAGAAAAAUCAUCCUUUCAUCUUAUUGUCUCUCCAGGCGCUACACUCGAUCAACUGAAGAAGUUGUUUGGCUCGAGCAAUGAGUUCAUUGAAGCUUUUAUGAACAAAGAAAGGUACAAACCAAAGAUGCCUGAAGCCAGAAAGCCAUCUGAUGCAUUGCAGAAUGAGCUACAAUUGCUAGCCUCAUCUAGUUAUGAUGUUGGCACACAGUGGGGAAAAAUGGCAAGUCUCUUCAUUCCUUAGUAUAUAUAAGGAAAGAAAUCAUGUGUCAUACUUUGGUCGGUCAUGUGUGUAUAUCAUCUUAUAUAUAUUUCAUUAAGUACAGGUUGGCUACCGGUAUUUUAGUGUGGUGGAGGAUGCGAUAACAAGCCUCGAGUUGCACUGCGAUGGAUGGAUUUCUGUGUAUAUCAACCCUUCCAACCCAUGUUUCUUGGGUGCAUCCACUAACAACUUGAACGAUACUUUAGUUCAACAAACACGUUGGGCUUUUGGCCUAAUGCAGAUGGGUCUAUCAAGGUUUACACCUCUUAUAUACGGUCCAUUAAGAAUGUCAAUUCUUCAAAGCAUGUGGUAUGGUGCACUUGUACUUGACUCUCUCUCUACCAUCCCCUUCUAUGGAUUAUCCAUAAUUCCUCCCAUCUGUCUACUUUACUGCAUUCCUCUCUAUCCCCAGGUGAGUAAGCAAAAGAACACGCAUCUUUAGGUCUUGUUUGGAUGGAGGAGUUUGGGGGCGGGGAGAGUCUUGAAGACCUUAUUACUCUAUGUCUUGAUAUAUACAGUAUUUGACAUUUUAUAAAAUUUGAAAGAUCAAAAUAACAGGUGAUCCAAACACUUCACUAACAUUCAUUCAUUUUAGAAACAUUCCUCUUGAAUGAAAACUACUACUUUUGUUAAUUAUCACUUUCAACUUACACCUUCACAAUUUCAAGAGAACAUUAAGAUGCUUAUACAAAUAGAUGUUAUAGGAAACUAUAACACUACUAAAACAAUAAAAACUAUGUUACUAUUAAUAUAUAGUAAAAAUAAAAUUCAUCAAGAUAUAGAUUAACCUCUCCGAAUCCUUUCUUUCCAAACCCUCCAUCCAAAUAGACCCUUUGUUUGUAUUUAUAAAAAGUGAAGCAUGUCUAUGGUUUGAUACAUUGCUUACAAUGGAUAAGUGACUCAUUCAAUUGACCAAUGUUUCCCUUCUUUGUCACCAUUUCUUUAAAUAUUGAACUUUUUUUAAAUAUUACCUUGUAGGUAUCGAAUCCAUUUUUCUAUGCGUUUGCAUUUGCUUUCGUUUCAUCACAACUCAAGCAUGUGCAAGAGGUCUUUUCCUUUAGAGAUCAUUCGUUCAUGAAUGCACUCUAUGAAUUAAGGGUGUGGAUGAUGAAGUUGGGAACAUGCUACUUUUAUGCGCUUAUCAAUUCUAUUUUGAAUAAAUUUGGUUUGCAUGAAGCGAAUUUCAAUCUAACAAACAAGGUGGUUGAUGAUGAAAAUGUCAUGCUUUAUGAAAGGGAAAUAUAUGAUUUCCGUGCAUUGCCCAUGUUGCUUGUUCCAUUGUGCUGCAUCUAUAUUUUAAAUCUGGCUUGUUUUAUCAUUGGAGUGACAAGGAUCUACGGAAAAGGUGAUGAAUUGCUUGCCCAAGUUGCUCUCUCUUUAUUCGGGCUAGUUGUGAACUACCAUUUGCUUGAUGGUAUGUUCUUGAGAAAGGACAAUGGCCGCAUCUCACCAUAUGUCUUUCAACUUACUCUUAUAGUAUCUGGAGUAAUCUUCGGAUGUGUAUCAGUUUUUCUUCUUCAUUGAUUCAAAAUAUAUUUUUUCCUAAAGAAUAUGAAUGCUUUGGUAUAUCGAAGCAGUAAAUAUGUAAUUCUAAGUUCUUCUUAUACGAAACUAAUCCUUCAUUUUUCUCUACUCUCA
Molecule: messenger RNA, 3566 nt
Organism: Cuscuta epithymum
Lineage: Eukaryota; Viridiplantae; Streptophyta; Magnoliopsida; Solanales; Convolvulaceae
Source: the annotation of a GenBank genome assembly